AUGGGAAGCUUCCUCUCUAUCCAAAGCAAAGACAAGCGCCGUCGCUCCAAUAGAUUAUCUAAACCACCCCCAAAUCCGGCGACGCUGGUCUCAGUGAAGUCCCGCGUACCUGAUCAGGCUUCUAACUCGACUUCCGCCGCAUCUUCUAACUCUGCCGCUUGGCAAAACUCCUGGACCGUUGGCUCGAGCCCUGGUAGCCCAUCUGAGGCUGGGACGAAUGGUCACAGAUCCCAAUCUUUGCCUUCACCUUCACUGCAACUCGAGGCACCACGGGAGGUGGUCGAGAGACCUGGGGGGCGUGGGCUAGGUAUCAAACAGGCCAACAGCGUCUGUCUUCGUUCACCUACCUCCAGUUCGACAGGGUCAGGGCCUUUGGCCAGGCGAACUUCGCUCCAAGAACCCAAACAGACUGCCCUUCAACCGGCAGCGUUCCGGGGUGAGCUACAGCAUUUAGCUCAACCUGCUCAGCCACAGAGGUCACAUUCAAGCCAUACGCCGGCUCGCCAAAACAGCUUUGUAUAUAACAGUACGAUUGAAGAAGCGACAUGUUCGAAUACCCAUUUCAUGGUGGACAGCCAGGGGUUCUCCCUAAUCCGCCGCCGUUCUUUACUUACAAGACCCGGUGUUGCCACGAGACGAUCAACGAGAGACGUGCCUCGACGACUGCCUUCUCCAAUCCGCCAGGACGAUUGGCUCCCCUCUCGUUGCGCAACAGAGCGGGGCAGACCGCCACAAUGGCCACUGCGUGACCACGAAGAGAUCCCUAUCAGGAACUCUCUCCCGGUCCCUCAAUUUCGCCCACCAACUCCAAGUGAUUUUGAAUACACCCAUCUUGGGGCCCUGAAGUUGGGGUCACUGCGAGUCGUCAAUGGCUCUGCGUCGCCAUGUCCCAGUGAUCGAACUUUGCUCAACCGACCCAGCAGUCCGUCUGUGGAGUCUAGCCCUGACCUCGAUACUACUUCGGAAGGGAGGCAUCGUGUCGGAGAACACGCAAGCUUCAAUGCUGAAGCUUCUAGAUUGACCCCAUCCGGCAACACGGAUAUGUUACCCACCCCGGAUCAUACACUUGAUGGCCCUAUAGAGCUGGACAGCCGAAUCAGAAAAACCCCGUCCACAUCCACGCUACAAAUCCCUCCAGAUGAGAAUUCUGAUUGGUCCGAUAACCUUCCUUCAAGUCCCUUUUCUUUCGAGAAAUCACCAACAACCGCAGUGUCAAGACCACUGGAAGAAAAUGGGAUUGAAGACGAAGGAAUCCAUGUUGCUGAAGACGACAGGUCUUCUGUUCACCAACGAGCUUCGAUCAGACGGAAUCUUGACCACGGACGGUCCACACGUUCUCGCAAGGUCGACAGCGGAUACAGCUCUGCGGCGUCUAUUCGGUCACUACAGGACAGCCGUGCUCGAGCAUCGAUCGACUCUCAGGUAUCCUCGCAACGUCAUGAAGGGUCCCGGCGAUUCACUCUGGGCGGUAAUUCCAAAGACUUCGAAGCGUCGAAGACACAAGUUCCCUCUGGGUCGGGCUAUCAGCUUCCUGUGCGUCGUCACCUCAGUCUUCAGGGACCCGGGGCAAGUUCCAGGGCUGGUGUUGGUAGUUGGGCCACGGACAAGUCUUCUAUGUGCCACGAUACCCCCAAAACAUCGGCAAGUGAGUGUGCGCGCAGUUUGUCUACUGUGAGUUAUCGUGAGCUUGACCGUUCGGGGUCACUUCGAUAUUGUACUCAGCUUCGAAGCCAUGGGUUCUCUACAGCUCAAGUCGCAAAUUCUGUCCCACGACAGGCAAGGGUUAAUGCACAGGAUGUACCGGGGACAGUUCCAUUUUACAGUCAACCCCAUGGUACUGGGUUUGAAGUUUAUCAAAAUCCUACCAGCCCUUCAGCGGACAUCUACCCCGAAGCAAGUCGACAUCAGGGUGCGGUCACUGCUGAACAUGGCCAGUCACCCAAUCAAAACUCACAAGUCUAUGAUGGGCUCUUCGAGGGCAACACAACUCACGAAUCCAAAUUCUUUGCCCCGUCGUCGAUCCAAGUGACCACGGGCAAUCUACCGACACGCGAGGCACCUCAACAAUACCUGGGAGUAACCACUGUUCCAGCUAUGUGUACGCCAACUCAAGAUGACCGAACGGGAUACGAACUUGUUGAAGACCCUGUUCUUGAACUCCAGCGUGGCAGGACCAGAAGCCGGACCUUUGAGUACCAGCGCUGCAGACUGCCAAACCAACAAGAAGAGAGCGUCCAUAUUGAAACUCCACAUUUCAUAUACCUCUGA
This is a messenger RNA of Aspergillus campestris IBT 28561, 2268 nucleotides long. RefSeq lists its product as uncharacterized. The transcript has a single exon. The coding region runs from base 1 to 2268 and encodes 755 amino acids. Lineage: Eukaryota; Fungi; Ascomycota; Eurotiomycetes; Eurotiales; Aspergillaceae. The record is from RefSeq and is a predicted model, not a curated record.